AUGUUCAACAUUUUCAUAAAUGAUCUGGAUGAUGGGAUUGAAAGCACCUUCACCAAGUUUGCUGAUAACACCAAAAUGAGUGGUGAGGUGGACAUUCGAACAACUUAUCCUUACACGGAAACCCAGAUGUAUAGCCAAAACACUGGGGGAAAUUACUUCGAUACUCAAGGAAGUUCUGCACAGGCGACAACAGUGGUCUCCUCUCAUAGUAUGGUGGGCACCGGAGGGAUUCAGAUGGGUGUUGCUGGAGGACAGCUCAUUAGCAGCUCAGGAGGGACCUAUCUGAUUGGCAAUUCAAUGGAAAAUUCUGAUCAUUCAGUGACUCAUACAACGCGGGCCUCCCCAGCUACAAUUGAAAUGGCGAUUGAGACACUGCAAAAGUCUGAUGGUCUUUCUACUCACAGAAGCUCUCUUCUCAACAGCCAUCUCCAAUGGCUUUUAGACAACUAUGAAACUGCGGAAGGAGUGAGUCUCCCCAGAAGUACCCUUUACAACCAUUACUUACGUCAUUGUCAGGAGCACAAGUUAGAUCCAGUCAAUGCUGCCUCCUUUGGAAAACUCAUACGGUCAAUCUUCAUGGGAUUACGGACCAGAAGACUGGGAACCAGGGGGAACUCCAAAUACCAUUAUUAUGGGAUUCGUGUCAAACCAGAUUCUCCCCUUAAUCGGCUACAAGAGGACAUGCAAUAUAUGGCUAUGAGACAGCAACCCAUGCAGCAGAAACAGAGGUACAAGCCUGUGCAGAAAGUGGAUGGAGUUGCAGAUGGUUUCACAGGAAGUGGUCAACAGACAGGCACAUCUGCUGAACAAACUAUAAUUGCCCAAAGUCAACAUCAUCAACAGUUUUUAGAUGCAUCUCGAGUACUUCCAGAGUUUGGAGAAGUUGAAAUAUCUUCUCUGCCAGAUGGUACUACCCUUGAGGACAUAAAAUCACUGCAAAGUCUUUAUCGAGAGCACUGUGAGGCAAUAGUGGAUGUUGUUGUGAAUCUUCAGUUUAGCCUGAUAGAAAAAUUGUGGCAAACUUUCUGGCGCUAUUCUCCCUCUGCUCCAGCUGACGACACAGCUAUUAUUGAACUGAGCAAUCUGAGUGAAAUAGAAAGUCGACUUCCAAAAGGAAAAUUGAUUACUCUGUGCAAAAAUGAGUCUAUUCUGAAAUGGAUGGGUAAUUGUGACCAUGUGAUGUACCAGGCUUUGGUGGAGAUUCUCAUUCCUGAUGUCCUUAGACCUAUUCCUAGUGCCUUGACCCAAGCCAUUCGCAAUUUUGCAAAAAGCCUUGAAGGUUGGCUUUCCAGUGCCAUGAACAAUAUUCCACAGAGAAUGAUACAAACCAAGGUUGCUGCUGUAAGUGCCUUUGCCCAGACUUUGAGAAGAUACACAUCUCUUAAUCACCUGGCUCAGGCAGCUCGAGCUGUGCUUCAGAACACUUCUCAGAUCAACCAGAUGCUCAGUGAUCUCAACCGUGUUGAUUUUGCCAAUGUACAG
Gymnogyps californianus (California condor) is the source of this 1482-nucleotide messenger RNA. RefSeq names its product transcription factor RFX3-like. Gene Ontology annotation, biological process: regulation of transcription by RNA polymerase II. Gene Ontology annotation, molecular function: RNA polymerase II cis-regulatory region sequence-specific DNA binding; DNA-binding transcription factor activity, RNA polymerase II-specific. The record is from RefSeq and is a predicted model, not a curated record. The annotation marks the transcript as partial. Gene Ontology annotation, cellular component: nucleus. The transcript is spliced from 11 exons. Lineage: Eukaryota; Metazoa; Chordata; Aves; Accipitriformes; Cathartidae.